Tinamus guttatus (white-throated tinamou) is the source of this 1244-nucleotide messenger RNA. It is a transcript of the gene NDUFA9, whose product is annotated as NADH:ubiquinone oxidoreductase subunit A9. The record is from RefSeq and is a predicted model, not a curated record. Lineage: Eukaryota; Metazoa; Chordata; Aves; Tinamiformes; Tinamidae. Gene Ontology annotation, cellular component: mitochondrion. Gene Ontology annotation, molecular function: protein-containing complex binding.
AUGGCGGCCCUUGCGUGUUGUCUGGGGUUUCUUCGCGGUCCAUGGUUGUCAAGGGCAGGCUCUGGCCUUUCUGCAUUAUCUGCAUUGCCACCUGGAUUGCAGAAACAUCGCCAAGUUCAUCACGCGCUCAUCCCUCAUGGAAGAAGUGGAAGGUCCUCUGUUAGUGGCAUUGUCGCCACUGUCUUUGGAGCUACAGGCUUCCUAGGGCGAUAUGUUGUCAAUCGUUUAGGUCGCAUUGGCUCUCAAGUAAUCAUCCCCUAUCGCUGUGAUCAGUAUGACCUCAUGUAUCUGCGGCCGAUGGGUGACCUGGGGCAACUUCUCUUCUUAGAGUGGGACUGUAAAGAUAAAGACUCUAUCCGAAGAGCUGUGGAACACAGCAAUGUGGUCAUUAAUCUUGUUGGAAAGGAGUGGGAAACAAAAAACUUCAGUUUUGAAGAUGAAUUUGUAAAUAUUCCUAGAAGUAUUGCCCAGGUAACUAGAGAAGCUGGUUUGGAAACACUUGUGCAUAUAUCUCAUCUGAAUGCGAGCAUGAAGAGUCCUUCCAAAUACCUCAGAAGUAAAGCAGUUGGAGAGAAAGCAGUGAAGGAAGAAUUUCCAGAUGUUAUAAUUUUGAAGCCGUCUGAGAUGUUUGGGAGAGAGGACCGCUUUCUCAAUCAUUAUGCAAACAUGCGCUGGUUUGGUGGUGUACCUCUUAUUUCUCUGGGAAAAAAAACAGUGAAGCAACCGAUAUAUGUAGUUGAUGUUGCAAAGGCAAUUAUUAAUGCAAUUAAGGAUCCUGAUGCUAAAGGAAAAACGUAUGCCUUGGCUGGACCUAAUCGAUACCUCCUUUAUGACUUGGUGGAGUACAUCUAUGCUGUUUCUUUUCGAACCUUUUUUCCAUAUCCACUUCCACGACCUCUUUAUCACUUAAUUGCAAGAUGCUUUGAGAUUAAUCCAUUUGAACCAUGGUUAACACGAGAUAAAGUGGAUCGGUUUCACACAACUGACAUGACAUUUCCUGAUCUCCCUGGUCUGGAGGACCUGGGUAUUCAAGCAACACCUCUAGAACAAAAAGCAAUUGAAGUUCUGCGCCGUCACCGUAGAUUCCGCUGGUUGGAGGCUGAGCUAGAGGAAUCAAAACCAGCAAAGACUUAUCCCAUGUAACAGUUGCCAAGGUUACUCAUGCUUCCUAAACUGCUUCCCUGUAACCUAGUUUGAAGAACUGUGUACACACUGAGUAAAAUCUGUUAAUCACGUAAACUGUA